Oxyura jamaicensis (ruddy duck) is the source of this 3255-nucleotide messenger RNA. Its product is annotated as dual specificity protein kinase CLK2. The record is from RefSeq and is a predicted model, not a curated record. Bases 1812 to 2771 code for a protein of 319 amino acids. The transcript is spliced from 10 exons. NCBI's taxonomy places the organism in Eukaryota, Metazoa, Chordata, Aves, Anseriformes, Anatidae. Gene Ontology annotation, cellular component: recycling endosome membrane; nucleus; trans-Golgi network membrane. Gene Ontology annotation, biological process: protein phosphorylation; protein transport; regulation of RNA splicing. Gene Ontology annotation, molecular function: ATP binding; protein tyrosine kinase activity.
UACUCUCUCGGACUCAGCUUGAGAAAUGCCUAGAAAGCCUUUGAUGCAGGCAGCAGUUCCUGUCCACCGUCCUGGUGCACCUCAGCGGUGGCUGCCUUGUGCCAGCUGGGCACAGGCAGCUCAGACCCUGCCUUAGCGUUGCCCGCUCAGAAGUAGCAGGACAGGCAUGCCCCGCAGGGCUGGCAUGUCCCUCUAGGGUGGUGCUGUGCUCCACAGCUCCUUUAUCCCUACAGAGCACUGCUUUGGUUUGGUGAUGCUCAUUAAAGGGCUGUCUAGGAACCCCAGCUGAGCAGUCUUUGUGUGAGGUUUGUACAGGAAAGCGUUCAGCUGCUCCUGAUCCCAGAGAGCUCUGUCUGUCUGCAACAGGUCCCCGUGGCCCCUGCUGAUCCCUGUUCUGGGCCUGUGUUGUGUGGGAGGAAGCCCUGUCUCUGUGAGCUGGGUCCUGUGUCAGAGCAGGAUCCUUUGGGUGGGUGCAGCUGACUUGGGUUGUCAUGCCAGGGGCUUUGGCAGGUGAACGUAGCUUGUGGCCUGGUCAGUCCGGGUGGAGGCAGUAACCAUCCCAGGCUCUUCCCAGCAGUGUCCCCGGCUUUCUCUUCUUGUCUGUUCUGCUGUUCACCUUCCACUUCUGUUAGACCCCAGACGUGUUCUCUGCUCUGUGUGUGGAGCUCUCAGUGUUGUCCGGUCUGUUCUGACUGUGUGCCCAGGGACGGGGUUAUGGGCUGCAUUCAGGUCCUGAGUCUGCUGUCUGGUUGCUCCCAGGUGUGGGGAUGCUUAGCGGAACCAAAGGCAGGAGUUUUCUCUUCUCUGGCAUAAAAUCUCUCAUCUGCCUCAUCCCAGCCUGUCCCUAUUCCCUGUUGGGCCUCUGCUUCUCUCCUGGAAGUUGGCCUUUCCAGGAUCAGCUUCUUUGGGGGAGGGUCUAGAACGAAGUGUCACAUCUGCCCCCAGGCAGUUACUUGUAAAUUCUCUCUGUUUUUGAUGGAUCGUUGUACCAAGAGUUGCUUCUGAAAUCUCUGAAUUCAUCUUAAUCGGAGCGUUGGGGCUGGGGGAAGCCACUGUGGGAGGUUGUCAGAAUGGGAUGGGCAGUGUCUGUGGGGCAGUCUGGCCCUUUGGUUGUGCAGGACUUCCCAGCACCUGCCUCCUGCUGCCUUUCCUCAGUGGCUGAUGCGGGGCUGAAGCGAGCCUCUCCCUGCGGUCACUGAGUGCCUGGCUGUGGAGUUGUGCUUUGGCGUGCUCUCUUGGCACUGAUCUGGGACCCAUAGGCCAGUGCCGUUCCUCUCCAAGCCCCCACAGGAGCAAGAGCAGCUGGCUCCUUCCACUGCCCCUCUGCUAGCCCUCGUUCUGCCCGUCUCUGCUCUCACACUGGUUCGGGUGGGGCUGUUUGUAGGUUCUUUUUUCUUUUUUUUUUUUUUUUUUUGCUACAACGAAAAGCAAACUGUUUUUUUCUUUUCUGAGCUAGUGUGUUGUAUCUUGACAUGUUCCCUUGCAAUAUCCCUAUCGUUAUAUAUUCCUCUGUGCCGUAUGAAUUGGCUGGGAAUCUCCUCCUGCAACCCCUCCUCAAACAACCAUGUGAAUUUCCAAACCAACCAAUGCGUGACGCUGGCUGCUGCGCUGGUUUGAAAAUCUGAUUGGUGAAUGAUGAAUUCCCUGUCUGCCUGGGCCAGCAGCGGAGUCGACAGAGCAGCAGAAGGGCCAAGAGUGUGGAGGACGACGACGAGGGGCAUCUGAUCUAUCGCGUCGGCGACUGGCUACAAGAAAGAUAUGAGAUUAUUAGCACCUUAGGGGAAGGCACGUUCGGCAGAGUGGUGCAGUGCAUGGAUCACCGGAGGGGUGGUGCACGUGUUGCUCUCAAAAUCAUUAAAAACGUGGAGAAAUACAAAGAGGCUGCCCGACUAGAAAUAAAUGUGCUGGAGAAAAUCAACGAGAAGGAUCCUGAGAACAAGAAUCUAUGUGUCAGGAUGUUUGACUGGUUUGACUACCAUGGCCACAUGUGCAUCUCCUUCGAACUGCUGGGGCUCAGCACUUUUGAUUUCCUGAAGGACAACAACUAUCUGCCAUACCCCAUCCACCAAGUGCGGCACAUGGCCUACCAGGUGUGCCAGGCUGUGAAAUUUCUGCAUGACAAUAAACUUACUCACACUGACCUCAAACCCGAGAACAUCCUCUUUGUGAAUUCUGACUAUGAACUCACCUAUAACCUGGAAAAGAAGCGAGAUGAGCGGAGUGUGAAAAACACGGCAAUCAGAGUGGUAGACUUUGGCAGUGCCACGUUUGAUCACGAGCAUCACAGCACAAUUGUCUCCACCAGGCAUUACCGGGCCCCGGAGGUCAUACUGGAGCUUGGCUGGAGCCAGCCCUGUGAUGUUUGGAGCAUUGGCUGCAUCAUCUUUGAGUAUUAUGUGGGUUUCACCCUGUUUCAGACACAUGACAACCGGGAGCACCUGGCCAUGAUGGAGAGGAUCUUGGGGCCAAUUCCUUCUCGGAUGAUCCGGAAGACCAGGAAGCAAAAAUAUUUCUACCAUGGCCGCCUGGACUGGGAUGAGAACACCUCUGCUGGCCGUUAUGUUAGGGAAAACUGCAAGCCAUUGCGGCGGUACCUGACUUCUGAGGCCGAGGACCAUCACCGCCUUUUUGACCUCAUUGAGAGCAUGCUGGAGUAUGAGCCGUCCAAGCGCAUCAGCCUGGCUGAAGCCCUCAAGCACCCGUUCUUUGACAUGCUGGAAAUGGAGCCAAGCACAAAAAUGUGGGACUCUAGCAGAGACAUCAGCCGGUGACGCCACAGGUGCCAGCCUGCCCUCAGAUUCUAGCCCCCGUGGAGGCCUGUGUGAUUUCUAUUCAGACAUUUGGUGCUUUUUUUAUACAUAAACUCCCUGGACACGUUUGUAAAGCUGUUAAUAUGUGAGAUACUGUAAAUAGCCCAUAUUCUCUGUCAGCCUCUGAGCACCACAACCUCCUGCUGUUGCUGCUGCCGCUAUCAUGAGGCGAGGGGCUUGUAUGUCCAUAUUGUAAAUACCUCUGUUCAUGUGUUGCUUUGUCUCCUGUUCUCUCCUGCCCGCCUCAGUGUAAAUACUCCAGGACUCGCAGCUCUGUAGUUUAUCUGUUUCCUUGUAAGUUAUGAAACCGGUGGGAUUGCAUGGGAAUUAUUUUUUGGAUCAAUGUCAUAGCCCAUCCCCACACCAGAGUUUUAUAAGAAUUUUGUACAGUCUUUGUGAAAAAUAAAUAUGAAGUGAAUAAACCUUCUGGCCUGUGCUUGGACCA